AUGGCAAGAAUGACUCGUGCCAAUCUGAGUUCCACACGGGGUCUUCCUUUGUGCGCCCCAGGUAGCCCAUUAUCCUGCGGGACCUUCUCCCUGGGGAUACUGGUCAUUAAAGCUCCAAUCCUGGACUCUGAAAAGAGGCUGAAGUUUAUAGACAAUCGACGGCGGAUAUCAUGUCAGAGGGCACUGCAUAUGAAGGAGCAUCCAGACUACAAGUACAGGCCUCGGAGGAAGCCCAAGUCCUUGGUGCAGAAGAAGGAAGUAGUAAAAUACAACGGAUUCUCGCUAGACCCGGCCCAGCUGCCUCGGUCUCUACUGCCGCCACCGCCUCCUUUGCUGCCGCAGGAGGACCUGAAAUUCCCGCGGAGCUUGUUUCCGCCGUUCCCGUACCAUCUGUACCACGCGGCCAAGAUGCACGUCGAGGAGCUCGGAGGCGGGAAAACCGCGGCGGACCUUGCCCUGCAAGCUCUGUACGGAAGUUCUCUCUAUUCUCAUGCCGCGGCAGCAGCAGCUUCCGCAGCGUGGCCUGCUGGUCUAUCAGCGACCCCUCCUGGAGUCAUAUCUUGCGGCUGCCCUCCAGAGCAACCCCCCAGCCCCCCCAGUGACUCCGUCAAGCGACCCGUAGCCUACUUCCUGAUGAAGCCCGAGGACAAGUUCUCCUCGCAGCACGUCAUCUGAAGACCGCUCCCAGUCCUCCCCGAGAUGCCUCGGGGGGGACUGGGCUCGGGAUUGUGGCCCGCUGGCCCCUGGUGGGCCCCCAGCACCGCCACAUCGGCCGCCUCCUCGCCCCCGGAGCGGCCUUCCUCCAGACACAGUGCUCAUGCGGACUGAGUGCAGACGUUGUGAAUAGACAGUGAGGCCCAACAUGACAAGUGACAGUGCCAGUGUGUGGCUUACGGGUUGAGUUUCCAGGCGUUCCAGAAUAUCACUUAAGUGCAAUACAGUUGUCUUUUAGUUUAUCGAGAUGUGCAUCAUUCUAAGUAGGUUUUGAAAACCAACAUUGUUCGUUUAGAUAGUUAAGGGGAAGAAUCAAACUGUUGGAAAGUAAUGCUUUCAUUCGACCAAUUUUAUAUUUAAUUUGCUUUAAAAUUUAUUAUUAUUUUUUUAUUAUUUGUUUUUAAUUUGAAAUUUUAAUAUUUUUAAAGCAUUAAUCCCCACGUUCACAAAAAUUAAUUUAUUCUGCUAUGCUGGCUAACAUUAAGAGUCGUAAAGUAAACUAUGAGAGGUAUAUAAUUUUCUUCAUUAAAUUUUUGUUUUGCUGAAGUUAGCCUUUCGAGUAGGGCUUCCUUUCACACAAAAUGUUUUCGCUCGGUACUCAUAUUGCUCAGUAUUGCUGAACUCAUAUUCCUUCAAAAGAGUAUUCGUUAAAUUCUGGGUUUGGAAUUUGGACAUUUAAAUUGGAUUUACAAGGAAUGUGAAAGCAUUAAUGAUUGGUCAUGACAGCACGAAAUCCAUA
Homalodisca vitripennis (glassy-winged sharpshooter) is the source of this 1453-nucleotide messenger RNA. Its product is annotated as transcription factor SOX-21-like. The record is from RefSeq and is a predicted model, not a curated record. Gene Ontology annotation, molecular function: RNA polymerase II cis-regulatory region sequence-specific DNA binding; DNA-binding transcription factor activity, RNA polymerase II-specific. The coding region runs from base 1 to 675 and encodes 224 amino acids. The transcript has 2 exons. Gene Ontology annotation, biological process: regulation of DNA-templated transcription; anatomical structure morphogenesis; cell differentiation. NCBI's taxonomy places the organism in Eukaryota, Metazoa, Arthropoda, Insecta, Hemiptera, Cicadellidae.